AAGAGUUACUAGUAGUGGUAAAGGCAUUAUUAAAAGGAAACGUCAUAGAAGGCUGUGGAGAAGGAGGUGGUAAAAAAGUAUUUGGAGUAUUAUACAUUGAAUUCCCUGUGAUAGAACAGCUCGUUGGCUCGUUUGACCAGAUUGUGGUUGACUAUUAUGGAAAUUUAGC
Messenger RNA from Funneliformis caledonium, 169 nucleotides. The record is from the annotation of a GenBank genome assembly. Lineage: Eukaryota; Fungi; Glomeromycota; Glomeromycetes; Glomerales; Glomeraceae.